Molecule: messenger RNA, 2322 nt
Organism: Emys orbicularis (European pond turtle)
Lineage: Eukaryota; Metazoa; Chordata; Testudines; Emydidae
Product: semaphorin-3D-like
Exons: 17
Coding region: 1-2322 (773 amino acids)
Biological process (GO): positive regulation of cell migration; negative regulation of axon extension involved in axon guidance; neural crest cell migration
Cellular component (GO): plasma membrane
Molecular function (GO): semaphorin receptor binding; chemorepellent activity
Source: RefSeq, a predicted model, not a curated record
AUGCCAGCCCUGGUCUUUAGCAGGUGGCACCUCUCCACUGCCCCUGCCCUGCUGACUUGGAUUCUCCUGCUGAGCAUUGGGAAUGGCAGUGCCUGGAAGCGAGGUGUCCCUCGCCUUCGCCUCUCAUACAAAGACCUGCUGAGAUCCAACAGCUCCCGCCUGUUGCUGGGUUCAGGGGAUGGGCUGGCCUUCCAGUCCUUCCUGGUGGAUGAGACCAGGGCGUGGCUGAUGGUGGGAGCCAAAAACCACAUCUUCCUGCUGCAUCUGGACAGGCCAAAUGAGGAGCCUCAGAAGGUUUUCUGGCCAGCCCGCAAGGAGCAGGUGGAGCGCUGCCGGCUUGCUGGGAAGAACGCAGAGACAGAAUGUGCCAAUUUCAUCCGGCUUCUCCAGCCAUUCAACAGGAGCCACGUGUUUGCCUGUGGGACUGGCUCCUACCAGCCCAUCUGCGCCUUUGUCCAGCUCGGAGCCAGGGCACAGGAGCCUGGGGGCUCCCCUAUACAGCUGGUGGCCAACUCCGUGGAAUCUGGGAGAGGCAAGUGUCCAUUCAGCCCUCAUGAACCUUUCACUGGGCUUCUCAUAGACAGGGAGCUGUAUUCGGGCACCUCCAGCGACUUCAUGGGCAGCAGCGCCGCCUUCUUCCGGACCCGAGUUCACAAGGCUGCCCAGAACUACAUCCGGACAGAACAGAACCAAGAUCACUGGCUAAACGAGCCUGUGUUCAUCGGUGCCUACUUGAUUCCCGACACCCACAAUGCCCACGACGACAAGGUGUACGUCUUCCUCCGAGAGACGGCCCUGGAAGCCGGCCAGUGGGAGAGGCGGCGCAUCCAUGCCCGGGUGGCACGCGUGUGCAAGAAUGACGUCGGCGGGAAACGCGGCCUGAUCAAUCGCUGGAGCACGUUCCUCAAGGCCCGGCUGGUCUGCUCCAUCCCAGACCCCCAGGCCAGCGAGACGCACUUCGACCAGCUCGAGGACGUCUUCCUCCUCCGCACCCGGGACCCACAGAGCCCUCUCGUCUUCGGCCUCUUCACGGUCUCCAGUGGGAUCUUCAGCGGCUCUGCCGUGUGUGUCUACUCCAUGGCUGCCGUGCGAGCUGCUUUCAGCGGGCCCUUUGCACACAAGGAAGGAGCUGACUACCGCUGGGUGGAGUACAAGGGCCGGAUCCCCUAUCCCCGCCCAGGGACGUGCCCCAGCGAAACGUACGACCCUCUUCUCCACUCCACCAAGGACUUCCCUGAUGACCUGAUAAGCUUCAUGCGCAACCACCAGCUGAUGUGGGGCCCCGUGUACCCCCUUGGCCGGAAGCCCAUCCUGGUGAGGGCCAAUGUGCCCUAUCGGCUACGGCAGCUGCUUGUGGACCGGGUGGAGACAGAGUCUGGGCACUACGAUGUUCUCUUCCUUGGAACAGAUGAAGGCAAAGUGCUGAAGGUGGGGCUCACUGGCGGGAGAGGCCAGGACAGCGAGGAGAUCAGCCUGGAGGAAAUCAGUGUUUCUAAGGUGCCGUCUCCUAUCCUGGACAUGCAGUUCUCACCAAAGCGGCAGGAGCUGUUUGUGAGCAGCACCCAUGGGCUGGUCCAGCUCUCCCUAUACCACUGCGAGCUCUACGGCAAAGACUGCACGGACUGCUGCCUGGCCAGAGACCCCUACUGCACCUGGGACGGCAAGGGCUGCAGCCCCUACCGGCUGACUGAGAAGAGGCGAGCACGCUGCCAGGAUGCGCUGAAGGCCGACCCGGUCAGUCAGUGCCAGGACACCACAGCGGGGGUCACUGCAACUGAAGAGAAACUGGUAUUUGGGGUGGAGAACAACACUACUUUCCUCGAGUGCCUGGCGCGCUCUCCCCAGACGGCCAUUCGGUGGCUCGUGCAGCGCAGCAGGGAGGCAGCCCUGGAUGAGGUGAGGACCGGUGACCGCUUCUCUAUCCUGGAGCAAGGACUCCUGAUCCGCCAGCUGGCGAGAGAGGAUGCUGGAGUCUAUCAGUGCCAGGCAGUGGAGCGUUCCUUCUCCCGCCCCCUCACGCACUACAGCCUUCGUGUCAUUGGCCACGAGGCCAUGGGGGCCAAACGGAGCAAGGGUGCCGAGGAGGGAGGCAGCCACCUGAGCGCCAUGCCCGUACAGCUCCAGUACAAGGGCUACCCGCGGACCCUGGGGGCACCGGGCACCAGCCUGGACGAGUACUGCAAUGCGCUCCGGCACCAGGAGAGGCAGCGGCAAAAGGCCUGGAACCCGAAGUGGCAGCAUUCCUUGGAGAGCAAGAAAGGCCGAGUGCGGAGGCAUCCCGACCCCCUGAAGCCAGCCAGAGCUGGGCUGAGACUAGUCUGA